AUGGGGAACACCUCCAAAUCAACCACAAUGGGGUACACCUCCAGCUGCACCACAGUGGGGAACACCGCCAAAUGCCCCACAAUGGGUCAACAAUGGGGUCCUACAUCUGCUGUUCCACAAUGGGGUUCAUCACCGACCACUCAUCAAUGGGGUUCAUCACAAGAUGCUCCACAAUAUAUUUCUCUGAGCAAUGUUCAACGUGGAUUUUCCCUAGAAACAGGAGUACAAACUACAACAAAUGAAAAUGAAGAUCAUGUUUCUGAGAACGUUGCCAGAGGAGUAUCACCAGAAUUUGGUUUCACAAACUAUGCUUAUACAAGUAAAACAUCACGUCCAAAAAGAGGAGGGUUAUUCAACAUAUGGGGAUCUGAACGAGAACUAAAUCUAAAUGAAACACAUGAAAGUGAUUCCACAUCAGAUAACUAG
Messenger RNA from Eruca vesicaria subsp. sativa (arugula), 426 nucleotides. NCBI's taxonomy places the organism in Eukaryota, Viridiplantae, Streptophyta, Magnoliopsida, Brassicales, Brassicaceae. The record is from the annotation of a GenBank genome assembly.